AUGUUGUCAGACACUCUGCCUCCAUGCAGGAAGCGGCGGCGAGCCGAGCGGAGUCCCAGCGUGGAGAUCAUCUACGAGGGAACGGUCGCCGCGACGCCGCCCGCCGCCAAGCGCCGCCGGAGACCACGCCGCCACGCCCGACUCAGCAGUUCCCCGGUGAUCAUCACCCUCGACAGCGACAGUAGCCACGACGACGGCGGCGGCGGCAACAACAACGACGGCAGCGGCGGCGGCGGCAGCGCCAGCAGCAGCCCGCUCAGCAGCCAGCAGACCGUCGACUUCUCCGACCUCCCUCCCCUCCCGCCGCUGCACUCCGCCGCCGCGGACGCCGACCUCGCCCGGCUCCCCGUCCGCAUCCUGCACCGCGGGUCCGACGGCGCCGACGGCAGCGACGUGGACGUGGAGAACGUGGACAGCCGCUCGCCGCCGGGGUCGCCCGCCGAGCAUCACGAAGGAGACGCAGAAGCGGCGCGGGGCGAGACGAAGGCGGCGGAUCGCAGAGACGAUGCGACGGCGGCGGCCGGAAACGACCCGGGCGCCCCGAACUCUGACAGCCGUCUCCUAGCAACCAUCCUGGACGACCUGGCGGGAAUAGCUGCGCCAAAAACAGACGCUCCGUUCAACUUUGAGCCUCAACUUUAUGAUCCGCCGGGCGAGCGGCGGUACGACGCUAUCGGCGAGCGACGCUGGGGCGGAGACUCGCCGCCGCGCCGCUCCUCCGCCCGCCCGCCGCCUCUGGAGCGCCCGAAGGAGAGCGGCUUCGGCGAGGAAGCUGAAGACGCCACGCCGCGGCCGUACGACAGAAACACGCUGCCGCCGUUAAGACACAAACACGCCGUCGGUCUAAACCCGUCUCCCUUCACGCCGCACGCACACGUCGGCGUCAAUUCCCACGCCGACCUUAAUUCUAACCUCAGAAAGCUGCGUUCGACCUGCGCGGCCGCUCCCGCCGGCGGCGGCUUGUCGCCCGCUGACGCUGACCUUUGCUCUGCUGAAGCGCGUGGCGAGAGCCAGGACAUCCCUCCUAUUUCAACGCGGAAACGCCAUUUUACGAGCGCUUUGGCGCUGAGAGGAGAGCCCGCCUCCGCUGGCGGCGUUCCGGCCGACGACGCGCAUUCCCACGCUCGCUUCUCCCCCGGCGACUCCCGCCCGAAGGCUCCCUUUAGAGUCAAAACGCCGUCCACCGGCGUACGCUCGCCGAGUCACGACCCCCCCGCCGACUCCCGGGCUUCAUCCGCACGGCUUCUAUUCGGCGAGGAGUUGCUUCCCCGGAGACGGCGCCCAUCAGGCGCCCUACGCCGACCCCCUAAAUGCCCGUCAGGCGUCCCACGCCGACCCCCUAAACGCCCAUCACGCGCCCCACGCCGACCCCCUAAACGCCCAUCACGCGCCCCACGCCGACCCCCUAAAUGCCCGUCAGGCGCCCCACACCGACCCCCUAAAUGCCCGUCAGGCGCCCCACACCGACCCCCUAAACGCCCGUCAGGCGCCCCACACCGACCCCCUAAACGCCCGUCAGGCGUCCCACGACGACCCCCUAAACGCCCGUCAGGCGUCCCACGCCGACGUCCACACUUCCAUAAGUGUUUCCUCGGAGCGCCCAUCGGCAAACGGCGCCGUUCUCUCAGGAGUUCACCUCAACGACGCUUCAUCCGUCGAUCCCUUGCCGCCCUCCGACCGGCGAUCGCCGGCUCCCGACGCCGCUUCGUUGCCCUUUACUGCGACUCCUAGAAGCCCUGGAGCCGAAAGAUUGGCGCCGGAC
Molecule: messenger RNA, 1762 nt
Organism: Etheostoma cragini (Arkansas darter)
Lineage: Eukaryota; Metazoa; Chordata; Actinopteri; Perciformes; Percidae
Product: serine/arginine repetitive matrix protein 1-like
Exons: 4
Coding region: 1-1731 (576 amino acids)
Source: RefSeq, a predicted model, not a curated record